ACAAACUCAACACAUUCUUAAUUUUUUUCUCUCUCUCACUUACUCUUUCUACUACUAUGGAACUUGCUCGAAAGGACCGACAUGCAAUGAUAGCAGAAGAUGGGUUACAAAAGCACAACAGAAACACUUCCAUGUCAAGUUCCAAUCGUCCUUAUCCAAAUAACUCCAACCUCUCUUCUUUCUAUACCCAAAAUAGUUCUUACAUCUACUACGGUCCACAAGUACGUACCGUCAAAGAGUCCAUAACAUCUUCCACCUGUGCGACUUUUUUGGUCUAUCAAUGUUCAACGAGCUAGUUCAGUCCAUGUAAAAUAGCCGGUAAUGCAUGCAACUACAAAAUAUGUAUGUUUCUUCUCUCUUGCCCAAACCAAACGCAAGGAAUAAGCUUCAACGUUCUAGUUAUGCUGAAUUUUCGUAGUUUAAGACUUUGAAGGAUGAAGUUAGUAUUGUAUAUGGCUAAAGAUGAGAGGCUCUUUUGCAGUUUUUAUGUUUUCUUCAAUUUAGAUAUGGUGUGAGCGGAUGCAGACCGGUUCAAACUUUACUCUCUUGAGAGUUUUGUUGUAAUAAUUUCAUGAAUUUGUGUCUGUUUGUAGCAUGUAAAAAGUACGUAUAUAUAUGUAACCUGAUCUUUAUGUACUGUAUUUAUGUUUUAUACU
This is a messenger RNA of Capsella rubella, 656 nucleotides long. RefSeq lists its product as uncharacterized. The record is from RefSeq and is a predicted model, not a curated record. The coding region runs from base 57 to 296 and encodes 79 amino acids. Lineage: Eukaryota; Viridiplantae; Streptophyta; Magnoliopsida; Brassicales; Brassicaceae. The transcript has a single exon.